UGUCACAAGCCUCCGAGUUGUCAAAUUGUUCAUAUUCCCCGGAUUCCCGACCCCGAGACUUGUCUACCCCAUAAACCCAUCUGCAUAUCCUCACCUCAAAGCUGCUUGGUUUUAGCGCAAGACUUAACACUCUACGUCACCCAUCACAACACCACCAACAUGACUCUCGCACUUGCCGAAUUUCCUUCCUCUGCCGCGUUCGACGCUAUCCAAGCCUCGCUCUCCGCAUCUCCCGCCGACCGCAAAGCCGCCAUCAAGUCUGGCAACGGCAUUUUCGCGUUCGUACUCAAGAACAACGGCAAGGAAGAGUCGUGGCACAUCGAUUUGAAGGAAACAGGCACAGUCGGUCGUGGCACAGCGCCAGAAGGCAAGAAGGCCGGUGUUACCCUUGUGCUCAACGACGCCGAGUUCCAGAAACUCGUCGAGGGCAAGGCGAACGCGCAGAAGCUGUUCAUGAGCGGCAAGCUGAAAGUAAAAGGCGACGUGAUGAAGGCGACGAAGCUGGAUCCCAUUCUCAAGAAGGCGCAAGCGCCCAAGAGCAAGUUGUAGAUACCUCAUAAUGCUAAGAAAGCGGAGGACACCGUUUCUCUAGGAGCCCUGCGCGGCACCUGUUCGCAAGUUUUGUACAACAAUAGAUAAGUGCGAUAUCUGCGAUCUGUUGUGUGCAUCCGCAUGAAUAAGUGUUAUUGGCCGACACUCACCGCUGCUACAUUGCUUUCCUCCCGCGAGAAAGAUCGUUGUCGUCAGAAAGGACACUGGCGCAAUGCGUCAAAUCAAGAUCCAAAUCGAGCUGACCUAGCCCUUCAGUGAAGGAGUUUAAUACAAGACAGACGUAGUC
Boeremia exigua is the source of this 838-nucleotide messenger RNA. Its product is annotated as SCP2 sterol-binding domain-containing protein. Bases 160 to 549 code for a protein of 129 amino acids. The record is from RefSeq and is a predicted model, not a curated record. The transcript has 2 exons. NCBI's taxonomy places the organism in Eukaryota, Fungi, Ascomycota, Dothideomycetes, Pleosporales, Didymellaceae. Gene Ontology annotation, cellular component: cytosol.